UCCCUUUAUAUGUUUCUAACUUUUCUCUCCUAUGUUCAUUUAUAAAUUCCAUAAUACAUAUAUUCUUUUCAAAAACCUCAACCAUGGUUGUUAAGAAAGUUGAGAUUAAAGUGGACAUCAACUGUGGGAAAUGCAAAAACUCAAUCAUGCAGGCUGUCGCAGAGAUAGAAGGUAUUAAUCAGGUUGUACUGGAUGAGGAGAAGAGCUUGCUCACGGUGGUGGGGACGAUGGAUCCGAUAUGCGUUGCAGAAAAGCUUAGGAAGAUCGGACAGAAACCAGUAGUAGUCAAUAUUGGACCACCAAAACCUCCAGAGAAAAAAGAGGAGAAAAAAGAAGACAAAAAAGAACCGAAGCCAGUGUGUUGUUGUAAGCCUUGCCCUCAGCUUUACCAUCCGCCUUGCCCUCCAUACUACAAUAACUGUGACAUGGUAACAGUUAGUACCUAUAGUAACGGAAGCGGCUGCACCAUUAUGUGAAUCCUUUUUCCAUCUCUUUAGCCUUCAUGUAAAAUACUUCGAUUUCUUUACGUUAUCAUGUGAUGAAUCUUUAUUGUUA
Molecule: messenger RNA, 555 nt
Organism: Raphanus sativus (radish)
Lineage: Eukaryota; Viridiplantae; Streptophyta; Magnoliopsida; Brassicales; Brassicaceae
Product: heavy metal-associated isoprenylated plant protein 2-like
Exons: 3
Coding region: 84-476 (130 amino acids)
Molecular function (GO): metal ion binding
Source: RefSeq, a predicted model, not a curated record